Eupeodes corollae is the source of this 477-nucleotide messenger RNA. Its product is annotated as protein GVQW3-like. The coding region runs from base 1 to 477 and encodes 158 amino acids. The transcript has a single exon. Lineage: Eukaryota; Metazoa; Arthropoda; Insecta; Diptera; Syrphidae. The record is from RefSeq and is a predicted model, not a curated record.
AUGGAAAAGUUGGAAAAUCGUGCUGUCAUCAAAUACUUCUAUUUGAAGGGGUUAAAGCCGAAGGAAAUCAAAGAAGAGAUGGACUCAACACUGGGGACAUCCUGCCCAUCAUAUUCAACCAUUAAGCAGUGGGUUUCCGAGUUUAAAAAGGGUCGUGUGAGCACCUCUAAUGAGCCUCGCUCAAGACGCCCUGUUGAGGUCACAAAUCCAGAUAUGAUCGAAAAAAUCCAUCAAAUAGUGCUGGAAGACCGCAGAUUAAAAGUGGGUGAGAUAGCUAAGACCUGUAAGAUGUCAAAUGAACGUGUGCAAAAUAUUUUGCACCAACAUUUGCCUAUGCAAAAGCUCUGCGCAAGAUGGGUGCCGCGUUUGCUAACAGCACCAGCGCACAAGUCAAUCGUUGCGAUGGCUAAAAUCAACGAUCUGAAGUUUGAAUUGAUGCCGCAUCCUCCCCUAUUCUCCAGACCUAGCCCCGAGUGA